CCUCAUGAAACUGAUUUAUGGGUAAGCAUAUAUACUUCACACUAGGAGUCCACAAGAAAAACAAUCAUGUUUCCGACAAUAAUAUAUCUUCAUCUUCUGCUGAUCAAUGUUCGAGCGAAUCGGAGUUAAGUUUCCGAUCUUACAAAAUAGGUUGCGCGCAUGCGCACAUAUUGUCAGUGCCAUGUUGAUCUUGUGAACUUUACUCCCCAAUCCAAGGUCAAGAGACGAUCUUUCAUCGGACAUUUCCGCUUUAUCUAACACCUUCAGAGGAUCUCUUCAAUACUUUGGGUUAAGACAAAAGAGGAGACCAUGGCUAGCUUCUCGUACAUCAUCUCCAAUCUUUUGGAGAAGAUGACCUCCAGUGAUAAGGAUUUCCGGUUUAUGGCAACCAAUGAUCUCAUGACUGAGCUACAGAAAGACUCCAUCAAGCUCGAUGAUGAUAGUGAAAAGAAGGUUGUAAGGAUGCUUUUGAAACUUUUAGAAGAUAAGAAUGGAGAAGUCCAGAACCUGGCUGUCAAAUGCUUGGGGCCAUUGGUGUCCAAAGUGAAGGAGUACCAAGUGGAGACCAUUGUAGACACUCUGUGUAACAACAUGCUCUCAGACAAGGAACAGCUGAGGGAUAUCUCAAGCAUUGGUCUGAAAACUGUCAUCAAUGAACUGCCCCCUGCUUCCAGCCCUCUAGCAGCUAACAUAUGUAAGAGCAUCACAGGCAGGCUAACAAAUGCUAUUGCUAUGCAGGAAGAUGUGUCUGUCAAGUUGGAAGCCCUGGACAUCUUGGGGGAUCUUCUCAGCAGAUUUGGAGGUCUGUUGGUGAGUUUCCAUCCAUCCAUCCAGUCAUCUCUUCUCCCUCAGCUGGCUAGUGCUAGGAUGGCUGUCAGAAAGAGGACCAUCAUCGCUCUUGGUCACCUCGUCAUGAGCAGCAGUAUCAAGCUCUUCUCAGACCUGAUGGACUACCUGCUGAGUGAGCUGAGUGCAAACAAAAGCUCCUCUACAACCCGGACAUACAUACAGUGCAUCGGGGCAAUCAGCCGUCAAGCUGGUCAUCGUGUUGGGGAACACCUGGAGAGGAUCAUCCCUCUGAUCGUCAAGUUCUGCAAGAUUGAUGAAGAUGAUGAACUGAGAGAGUAUUGUAUCCAAGCUUUUGAAUCAUUUGUGAGACGAUGCCCCAAAGAAGUUUCACCUCAUGUUUCAACUAUUGUAGAACUGUGCCUCCAGUACAUCUGUUAUGAUCCUAACUACAACUAUGAAGAUGACGAUGAGGAAGAGGAUGCCAUGGAUACAGAAGGAGAGGAGGAAGGUGAGAGCGAUGAUGAGUACAGCGAUGAUGAUGACAUGAGCUGGAAGGUGAGGAGGGCAUCAGCGAAAUGUUUGGAUGCUGUGAUCGGAUCCAGACACGAGAUGCUGACAGAGUUCUACAACACGGUCUCACCCGCUCUUAUUGCAAGAUUCAAAGAGCGUGAGGAGAAUGUGAAAGCGGAUAUCUUCCAUGCCUACAUCACCCUACUCCGUCAGACGAAACCAAUCAACACAGGCUGCUUUGAUCCGGAUGCUAUGGAGGAAGAUGAAGGACCGGUCGCCAUCUUGAAGCAGCAGGUGCCGAACAUUGUGAGGGCGCUACACAAGCAGAUGAAGGAGAAGAGCAUCAAGACGAGACAAGGCUGCCUCAAUCUCUUGACGGAGCUCAUCAACGUCUCACCCGGUGCCCUGACAGCUCAUAUCCCAUCGCUCGUACCAGGAAUUGAGUUCUCUCUCAUUGACAAGAACAGUAGUUCCAACAUGAAGAUUGAUGCACUGGCCUUCCUCAACUGUCUCCUGAAUAACCACAGCCCUGAAGCUUUUCAUGCUCAUAUCUCUCUCAUUGUUCCUCCUGUGGUCGCUGCAGCUGGAGAUCCAUUCUACAAGAUCACAUCAGAGGCUCUCCUUGUCACCCAGACUCUAGUCAAAGUCAUCAGGCCACUAGAGAAAGAUAAUGGAUUUGACUUCUCCCCGUUCGUCCUUGACCUGUACGGCUGCACACUGACCCGUCUCAAGGCAGCGGACAUUGACCAAGAGGUCAAGGAAAGGGCAAUCUCAUGCAUGGGUCAGAUCAUCUGUAACCUUGGCGAUCACCUGAAGUCUGAGCUGUCUACCUGCUUGCCCAUCUUCUUGGAUCGUCUGAGGAAUGAGAUCACCAGGCUGACCACAGUCAAAGCUCUUACUCUCAUCUCUGGCUCACCCCUUGAAGUGGAUCUCUCUCCUAUACUGGGACAAGGUGUACCCAUUUUGGCCUCCUUCUUGCGUAAGAACCACAGAGCUCUCAAAUUGGCAACGCUCUCAUCCCUCAACAUACUCAUCAGAAACUACGGUUCCUCCCUGACAAGUACGAUGAUCGAUGGCAUCAUGACAGAGCUGCCUCCGCUCAUCAACGAGAGUGACCUCCACAUCUCCCAGCUGACCCUUAACCUCUUGACCUCUCUGUGUGAGAUCCACCCAUCCAGUAUGGCGAAGAUCUACGAUCACAUCCUAGUGGAGAUUCUAAUUCUGGUCAGAUCUCCUCUGCUCCAAGGUGGUGCCCUGACUGCCAUGUUGGACUUUUACAAGGUACUGGUCUUGACCAAGACGUCUAAGAUGGGGUUCCAGGAACUCCUUGGACUACUGACGGCUCCCGUCUACAGCCCAACAGAGGCUACCCAACCGUCUACCACACCCUAUGCAGUCCACAAACAGGCUUUCCAUUCAAUUGCAAAGUGCGUUGCUGUUUUAACGAUUUCCUGUGCCAACCAAGGAUCAACUGUUGUUCUUCAGUUUGUAAAUGAUAUCAAGAAUCCUGAAUCAACAGAUUCUAUCAGGUUGUUUGCUUUGUUGGCUCUUGGUGAGAUAGGAAAGCAUGUAGAUUUGAGCGGUCAAGCUGAGCUUCAGAAGGUCAUUGUAGAAUCGUUCUCAUCACCCUGUGAGGAGGUCAAAUCGGCCGCUUCUUAUGCCCUUGGUAAUGUUAGUGUAGGCAACCUCCCCAAGUACCUUCCGUUCGUCCUACAAGAGAUAGAGACACAGCAGAAAAGACAGUACCUACUACUACACUCUCUCAAAGAGAUCAUCUCAUGUCAAAGUGUUUCCCAGGCUGGUGUGGAUGGACUGAAGCCAUUUGUUGAAACAAUUUGGUCAAUGUUAUUUAACCAUUGUGAGUGUCCGGAGGAAGGAACAAGGAAUGUAGUUGCAGAAUGUUUGGGAAAACUUACCCUCAUAAACCCUGAACAACUGCUACCGAUGCUGAAGACCAAUUUGAAGUCUGAUUCAGCCUACACAAGGAGUACAGUAGUCACAGCUGUCAAGUUCACAAUCUCAGAUCAGCCUCAAGCCAUUGACCCUCUCCUGAAGGCAUGCAUCGCUGAGUUCUUACAGACCAUGCAGGAUCCCGAUCUCAAUGUCAGACGGGUUUCACUGGUUACGUUCAACUCGGCUGCACACAACAAACCAACCCUCAUUAGAGAUCUACUAGAAACCAUCCUACCACAUCUCUACAAUGAAACAAAAGUCAAGAAAGAGUUGAUCCGAGAGGUAGAGAUGGGUCCCUUCAAGCACACGGUAGAUGACGGUCUCGAUACAAGAAAGGCUGCGUUUGAAUGCAUGUACACACUACUGGAGUCAUGUCUGGACAGACUGGAUAUCUUUGAGUUCCUCAAUCACCUAGAGGAUGGACUCAAAGACCACUAUGAUGUCAAGAUGCUGACGUACUUGAUGCUGGUCAGAUUGUCAACACUCAGCCCACAUGCAAUCUUACAAAGGCUAGACAGACUGAUUGAACCAUUGAGAACGACAUGCACCACUAAGGUUAAAGCUAACUCGGUCAAGCAGGAGUUUGAGAAACAGGAUGAGCUGAAGCGAUCAGCGAUGAGGGUAGUAUCUGCUCUCCAGGCUGUCCCUGACAGCGACAAGAAUCUGCUCCUCACCGAGUUCCUGAUGCAGAUCCGCUCGAGCCCCGAGAUGGCGACGAUGUUUGACAGCAUCCAAAAGGAUUCAACGCUCAGUAGCAGUGAUUCGCUCAUGGAUACCACUUAGAUGUCCUUAUUUGCCUCAUGAUCCAGGUUUUCUUAGUACUCAUUGCUAGAACUGACGAUGCUCCACAAUUGUUUUUGCUUGUAUUUACUUCUGAUACUGUACCACACAUGGAUGUAAUUAUCAUUUUUUUUGGGGCUAGCAAAAUAUUAGGAACUGCUAAGGGUACCUUGACAAAUAUUCCACAGAUGCUCAACAAUUGUUUUUGCCUGUAUUUACUUCCAAUACCACACAUGGGUGUAAUUAUCUUUCUAUUUUGGCUAGAGAAAUAUUAGAAACUGCUAAGGGUAUCUUGGCAAAUGAUUGACAGAUGCUCAACAAUUGUUUUUGCCUGUAUUUACUUCUGAUACCACACAUGGGUGUAAUUAUCAUUUUUUUUUUGGCUAGAGAAAUAUUAGAAACUGCUAAGGGUAACUUGACAUAUGUGUCGUGAGCAGCCUCUUUGUGAUAUUUCUAAAGGCUACAAUCUCCUUGGAAGUCCAUAUUAAAAAACAAACAAACAACCAAAAGCAGUGCUACACUUCUUUUAUCAUAGAAAUAUGAGGUUCUGAAAUUCUAUAUUAAUUAUAACGUAAGGACUAAGGAGCUUUACUAUUAAUACUUUGUGUUUAGUCACUCUAGUGCAAAGAUCAAGAUCUGUUUGAUUCAUCUCAAUUCACUUUAGACUGUAGGCUUUACCCCUCCCCUGUAUAAUGCAACCUGGGUGUAAAGACCACUCAAGAGAAACAAGAAAAGUGGUCUCUAUAGGGAACUUUGUCUCUGUGUUCAGGUUCCCCUAGUACACAUUUCAAUGAGAAAUAUAGUUCAAAUGAGAGGCCAUAAUAAUUAGAUGAAACUGAAUUAUUAUUUUUUGGUGGAAAAUGUGUUUUUAAGUCCACCAGCUUCAGUUUUGUCAUGCAUAUACAAAUGUAUAUUGUACUAUUGUUAGUAUUGUGAGUUUUAUGUGAGUUUAAUGAGUUUUGCUUCACGACCCUAUCCAAUUUGAAAACAGUCUGCAUCUAUCUUUUACAAAAUUUGGCAGUUUGAGAUUCUGCCAAUGUUUCAACCCCAGUUUGCUGCGAUCCGAUCAAUUGGAAUUGUUUGUAAAUUAUACGUCGAUGUGUAAUCAUGAACUUUCAGGAUAACAUUUUGUUUGAUUCUGGGAAAAAUUACUUUCCAACAUUACUAGAACUCUUAAUUACCUGUAGGUUUCCACCUAUUACUCUAUAUUACUCAUUAGAAAAAAAACAGACAUUCAGAGGCAACUGCUUUAUCUUUUUGUUGACGUUUACCGUUAAUUCAAACUGAUAUUUUCGUGGUUAUGUGCUUUUAUUUCUUGUUAUGAACAAGCCUUCUUUCACGUACAUGUAAACCAUGUACCUUUGUACUUGUAUUUUUAAUAGUUAGUGAUAACUUCAAGUAUUGUAAAUGUACACAGAUAUUUAAAGUAAAUUUGUACACUGUCUUUACUUGCAUGUACAUGGAAAUCAUCUAAUCAACACUGUUCACAUUUCAUUCUUAUACUAACUUUUUGGUCCCAUCAUAAGAUUUUUUUUUUUUUUUUUUUUUUUUGGGGGGGGGGGGGGGGGGGGUUGGUGUUCGAAAUUGUUGGUCCAUAUGCACUGGUCAGUUGUCAUUGUUGAGGCUGGCCAAUUGCAAUGUGGACAUUGGUACUAAGUACUCUCCAAACCCUUUAUUCUUGUGGGAAAUGAUGUUCAAUACAAUAUUGAAUUCAUGCAUGGGAAACAGAGGUACAUGUAUUAAUGAUUUCUUAAAGAAUGUGAUAAUUGAAAUGUUGUGAAUAUCUUGAAUUUGCUUUCUUUGUUAAUUUUGGGUAUUGCAUGCACAUGCUGAGACAUGCUUUAAAUUAAGGAUUUGAAAAAUAUGUAUAAUGCCUGAUUAUUGUAUGUUUCAAUUUUAUUUGUUACAGGGAAUAUUUGACUUCUAGAAUUUUGAAAAAGAGAGAUGAUUUUUAAGUGCAGUAAAAGGAAAAAUCAAAAUAGUUUAAUAUACACCUUUGCAGAGUAUGAUGAAUCCUAAAUAAACCUCACACUUUCUUCGGUA
Strongylocentrotus purpuratus (purple sea urchin) is the source of this 6075-nucleotide messenger RNA. RefSeq names its product cullin-associated NEDD8-dissociated protein 1 (gene cand1). Gene Ontology annotation, cellular component: nucleus. The record is from RefSeq and is a predicted model, not a curated record. NCBI's taxonomy places the organism in Eukaryota, Metazoa, Echinodermata, Echinoidea, Camarodonta, Strongylocentrotidae. The coding region runs from base 310 to 4035 and encodes 1241 amino acids. Gene Ontology annotation, biological process: protein ubiquitination; SCF complex assembly. The transcript is spliced from 34 exons.